This is a messenger RNA of Trichophyton rubrum CBS 118892, 570 nucleotides long. Its product is annotated as low-affinity Cu transporter. Gene Ontology annotation, molecular function: copper ion transmembrane transporter activity. Gene Ontology annotation, biological process: copper ion transmembrane transport. The record is from RefSeq and is a predicted model, not a curated record. Gene Ontology annotation, cellular component: membrane. NCBI's taxonomy places the organism in Eukaryota, Fungi, Ascomycota, Eurotiomycetes, Onygenales, Arthrodermataceae. The coding region runs from base 1 to 570 and encodes 189 amino acids. The transcript has 4 exons.
AUGGACCACCAUAAGCAUGGAGAUAUGGACAUGGGCGAGUGCAGCAUGAAUAUGCUGUUCACCUUCUCGACCAAAAACCUGUGCAUCGUCUUUCCCCAGUGGAGAGUCACCGGGCUGUUUUCGCUGCUGCUCUCGCUGGCGGCCGUCGUCCUGCUGGUCGCCGGCUACGAGGCCCUGCGAGACUUUACCCGGCAGUACGAGCUGGCGACGCUGGGUCAAAGGGACCUGCCAUCCAACGCCGGCUGUACGCAGCCAGUGCCAAUGCCAGUGCCAGUGCCAGCGGCAGCGUCAGCGUCAACGAUACCACACAGGCUCUACGGUACAGCUGUAGGAGACGAAAAUAGCUCACUGCUCUGCUCAGACCGGACAGGUAGAGGAUCCGUCGCGGAGCGGAAAGCGAAAGUCACCCGUGCAGGCCUGUAUGCGGCUCAGGUCUUUUACAGCUUCUUCAUCAUGCUGCUGUUUAUGACGUAUAAUGGCUGGAUCAUGCUGGCCGUGGCCGCGGGUGCGUUUAUGGGACAUCUCAUGUUUGGAGAGUCGUUCGCCUCCAAGACGGUUUCGUGUCAUUGA